This is a messenger RNA of Fonsecaea multimorphosa CBS 102226, 306 nucleotides long. RefSeq lists its product as uncharacterized. Gene Ontology annotation, molecular function: DNA-binding transcription factor activity. The record is from RefSeq and is a predicted model, not a curated record. The coding region runs from base 1 to 306 and encodes 101 amino acids. Gene Ontology annotation, biological process: regulation of DNA-templated transcription. The transcript has 2 exons. Lineage: Eukaryota; Fungi; Ascomycota; Eurotiomycetes; Chaetothyriales; Herpotrichiellaceae.
AUGGCACCUUUUCAAUGGUACUGGAUGUAUCCGGUCAUUGCAAUGGCAUACCGAGCAGCCCAGAGUAGACGGAAGGCACAAAACCGAGCAGCUCAAAGAGCCUUCCGGGUUCGCCAACAGCAAGCUUUAGAAGAAGCGCAAGCGAAGUUGCGCUCUUUGAAGGAAGAACUGGAGGGAGUGAGCAGAAGAAAAGACCAUUUCGAACAACUGUACAAGAGUCUCCGUCGCGAGCAUGAGCGACUCCUCAAGACGUUCCAGGAGCUGAUGUUAUCGGUUCAGUCUAGGUCCCUGGAGACUGGAGUGUAG